AUGGAGCAAUGGAGCAAUGCAAAAAUGUUGGAUAGUUUCACCGCACACAAAUCAUGUUCUGGCCCGCAACGACUAGUGAGGACGCAACUGAUGCGAAGAAGCUACUCGCUACUGUCCGCAAGAUUACGUCCUCAUUUCAUACCAUUGUAUCCGAAGUAUGGCACUUCCUGUGGUGGCACCAAAUUGAAAACUUGCAAUAAACUUUAA
Molecule: messenger RNA, 207 nt
Organism: Dicrocoelium dendriticum
Lineage: Eukaryota; Metazoa; Platyhelminthes; Trematoda; Plagiorchiida; Dicrocoeliidae
Source: the annotation of a GenBank genome assembly